AUCAUUAUGAUGGCGUCCACUGUGACAUCAGACAGCAGGCUCCAGUUCUCCAUAGAUCGGAUCCUGGGUCUGGAGCUAGAACCACCUGGAAGCUGCCUGAAGAUCCACCGACCCUGGACAGAGAUCGGAGCAGAGAAGGAGAACAGAGGGAAUGUUUUGUGCUCUAAGCAACAACAUCGUUAUCAACAACAACAACAACAACCUCAACAACAACAUCAGCAGCUGAACUCUCCCAGACCGUCAUCAAACUGGUACAUCGGACGCAGACCACGGACCGCCUUCACCAACAGCCAGGUGAGCGUGCUGGAGACGGUGUUCCAGGUGAACUGUUAUCCAGGCAUCCAGCUGAGGGAGCAGCUGGCCGCCAGGCUGCAGCUGGACGAGGACAGGAUACAGAUCUGGUUCCAGAACCGGCGGGCCAAGCUGCGGCGUUCCCUCAGAGAAACCCGUCUGCAGCUGGUUCAGACGGCCGUGGCCGACCUCGGGGUCCGGCAGGAGGUCAUAGGUCACCUGAAGGCCAAUCAGGAUGCAGGAGGCGACCUGCAGCUCGCCCAGCGGAUCGCCUCCCGCCUGCAGCUGGAGGAGGAGGAGGAGGAGGAGAGGAAGUGA
Centropristis striata (black sea bass) is the source of this 609-nucleotide messenger RNA. It is a transcript of the gene hesx1, whose product is annotated as HESX homeobox 1. Lineage: Eukaryota; Metazoa; Chordata; Actinopteri; Perciformes; Serranidae. Bases 7 to 609 code for a protein of 200 amino acids. Gene Ontology annotation, biological process: regulation of transcription by RNA polymerase II; forebrain development; pituitary gland development. The transcript has 4 exons. Gene Ontology annotation, molecular function: RNA polymerase II cis-regulatory region sequence-specific DNA binding; DNA-binding transcription repressor activity, RNA polymerase II-specific. Gene Ontology annotation, cellular component: nucleus. The record is from RefSeq and is a predicted model, not a curated record.